Molecule: messenger RNA, 1641 nt
Organism: Penicillium canariense
Lineage: Eukaryota; Fungi; Ascomycota; Eurotiomycetes; Eurotiales; Aspergillaceae
Product: putative MFS multidrug transporter
Exons: 6
Coding region: 1-1641 (546 amino acids)
Biological process (GO): basic amino acid transport; transmembrane transport
Cellular component (GO): fungal-type vacuole membrane
Molecular function (GO): basic amino acid transmembrane transporter activity
Source: RefSeq, a predicted model, not a curated record
AUGACGGAGGAUCUAGCGUCACCGUCACAAUCGGAGCAGUCACCUUUGAUUCCGUUAUCUCGCCCUGAUAAUGAGACGACCCCCCAAUUAAGCAUUGCUCGGGGAUUUGGGAUUGCGGUCUUUAUGGAACUCUUGAUCUUGAUCCAGACAACCAACAUUUCGAUGAUGACGACUGCCCAGUCCGACAUUGCGGCCGACCUGGAUGCCUUUGCCGAAGCGACGUGGUUCACCUCGGCAUACCUGAUCGCUGCAUCUAGCGUCACGCCCUUGACCGGGCGGCUUGCUGAGAUCUUUACACCUCGGCUAUAUGUGAUAUUCUCGAGCACCAUCUUGGCAAUUGGCCUGUUUAUUACGGCAGCGGCACCCAAUCUCGCCGUCUUCCUCCUAGGACGCGCAGUUUCGGGUGUUGGAAGCGGCGGAUUGAUGAGCAUUGCCAUCAUCCUGGCCGUGGAUCUUUCCUCUCCGAAACGGCGCGGAUUGUGCAUUGGCUUGAUCAGUGCAGGAUACACAACGGGUCUUGCAUCUGGUGCAGUUCUGGCAGGACUGAUGACGUCCUCUAUGGGCUGGCCUCCGCAACAGCGUCUCAUAUUCUGGAUCCAAGCACCGGCCGCACUGGUCUUGGGCCCUUUGCUGUUCCUGGCCAUUCCGGCCUCGUCAGGUGGUCGGAGUCCCUUGGACUAUCGGUCGAUGCUGCGUAGCCUUGCUCGAGUAGACUACGUGGGCGCUUUGGCAUUGACUUUCUCGGUCGUUUUGCUACUAUCGAGUCUUGCAUCGCCCGAGAUUCUCAUCUGGCCCCUGCCGUUAUCCGCGCUCUGCUUCGCUAUAUUCCUCUUUAUCGAAUGGCGGUGGACCAGAGAACCCAUAAUUCCAGUCCGGCUGCUCCAAUCACGAAGUGUCUUAAUGACCUGUCUCGCGGGCCUGGGCUUGAUGAUGGCCCGGUGGGCGGUCUUGUUCUACACGCCGGUCUAUGCCAUGGCUGUCCGAGGCUGGUCUCCUGCAUCCGCUGGUCUCAUUCUCGUGCCCACCAAUGCCGGGUUUGCGACUGGUGGGCUGCUUGUUGGCUGGCUUCAUAUCCGCAAAUCUACCAGCUACUACGUCAUCGACAGCUCAUGUCUGGUCAUCUUCGCCUUGUUUGUGCUGGCCAUAUCGGGCCUCUCUUUUCUUUCCACACCCCACUCCCCCGCAAUCUUGUAUCUUGCGACCACCUUCCUGAAUGGGCUAUUUGCGGGGUCGCUGAUGAAUUAUACUUUGUCGCAUGUGUUGCAUCUCACCAGUCCCCAGAUGCAUUAUAUAGUGAGCUCUUUGAUUGCAACGUCACGAGGAUUUGCGGGUAGUUUUGGAUCGGCCGUCGGAGGCGGGUUUUUCACCCGGAUUCUCAAAGCGUCCUUGGAAAAAGGCCUUGCACAGCAUGGGUUGCCCCCACAGCCCGACCUGAUUCGCACUCUGCUCGGUAGUCCUGCCACGGUAUCGCGCUUGACGGGCCUUGAGCGGCUGGUUGCCAUUCAAGGCUACGAACAUGCAACUCGCAUGCUGUUUCUGGCAGGCGGCUUGGUGGCACUGGCGGCUACUGCCUUUCAGGCAGGAACUGGCUGGACCUCGGAGGUUGAUGAUGGAAAGGGGAAUUCAGAGCAGGAGGUUUAG